AUGGCUGGGGGAGCCGUCAUAUCGGCGAAUCCGCUACAGCUAGACGUCCGGAGCCACCUCAAGUGUCUCGGGAUCUGUUUCAUCGUUACCAUCUCAAGCUUCCAGUAUGGUCUUGACUAUGCCUUAGUUGGCGGGUUCAUGGCCAUGCCAGGUUUCUUGAAAGUAUUCGGCUACUAUGACGACGUGGCCGGGAAAUGGGCUAUAGAUCCGACUGUUCAACAGCUUAUUUCCUCUUUGAUGACUAUAGGAACGUUCGUUGGCUCACUCUCGGUUGGCCCGUUUAGCUCUAAGUUCGGUCGACGGCACGGGCUAUGGAUGGCCUCGCUCUUGAACUGUUUCGCGACGGCUGUUAUGAUCGGCACGACCAAUUUGGGGGCGCUCUAUUUUGCCCGCCUAGUUCUUGGAGUCUCCGUCGGAUGGUUCCUCACAUUUGCACAGGUGUACAUCAACGAGGCAGCACCCGCUCACCUCAGGGGCAUCGCAUUCGCCGUUUACCAGAGCCAGCUAUCCAUCGGCUCCAUCAUCGGGGCCGCCAUAGACUACGGGACGCACAACAUGCCCGGGAUGGAAUCCUACCGCAUACCGCUCGCCGUUUUCUUCGUCGCUCCAACCAUUCAAGGAGUCGCCCUUUUCUUCUUCCCCGAGAGCCCCAGAUGGCUUAUGACGCAGGGAAGGGGUGCAGAAGCCGAAGCGGCGCUCCGAAGGCUCCGCCACAGGCACAUCAAGGAGAGCGAGCUCCAGGCCGAGUUCAACGAGAUCCGGACUUCGACGGUGGAGCAGAUGGAACUGCACAAUGGGAAGAAUAUGUGGGUGGAGAUGUGGCGAGGCACUAACCGACGCCGAUCGCUUCUCUGCAUCGCCAUCAUCUGCUUCCACUGCGCCAACGGCUCGAGCUGGAUAAAUAUCUAUACUACUUACUUCCUCACCACGGCCGGAGUCAGCGAGGCUUUCUCGUACUCCACGAUGGUCACCUGUAUGGGUCUGAUCGGCGUCCUCGCUAGCCUGUUCAUCGUUCGCUAUAUCGAUCGUCGGGUUAUCGUCCUCUCUGGUGUCGGAGCAUGUGGUCUAUGUCAGCUCGCGUUUGCCAUCUCAUGGACCGUGGCGCCAGGGACUGUGGAAGCCGCAAAGGUGGUCAUCGCGUUCAUAUCGUUGUUCACCUUCUUCUACGUCGCUUAUGCACCCUACGCCUGGCUCAUGGGAGGCGAAUAUGUCAGCAACCAUCUUCGAGCACACACCUUCGGCUUAGCAACCGCGCUCAACUUCCUCGGAAACUGGCUGGGUGUCUUCACUGCGCCAUACUUCAUCAACCCGGCUAGCUUGGGCUGGAGCGCAAAAUACGGAUAUAUUUGGUUUGCAUCCAAUGCGAUACUGUUCAUCUUCACGUUCUUCUUCAUACCCGAAACCCGAGAUAGGACGCUGGAGGAGAUCAAUGAGAUAUUCGAGGCCAAGGUUCCUGCACGGAAGUUCAAGAGCUACGUUUGCACUGGUACAGAAGCGAUGGCAGUUGCGUCGGUGGUUGAAAAGAGGGAAAAGGAUAUAUGCUAA
Hypoxylon fragiforme is the source of this 1545-nucleotide messenger RNA. RefSeq names its product MFS transporter. Gene Ontology annotation, cellular component: membrane. NCBI's taxonomy places the organism in Eukaryota, Fungi, Ascomycota, Sordariomycetes, Xylariales, Hypoxylaceae. The transcript has 4 exons. Gene Ontology annotation, molecular function: carbohydrate:proton symporter activity. The record is from RefSeq and is a predicted model, not a curated record. The coding region runs from base 1 to 1545 and encodes 514 amino acids. Gene Ontology annotation, biological process: carbohydrate transport; transmembrane transport.